AUGGCCAUCUCACGCAUCGUGUUAGCUCUCCUCUUCAUCCUUCUCUGGAGUUACCACUCGGGAUGCACACUCCAGGCUUCCCUCUCAAGAAAACAGAACGCUAACCUGGCGACACAGACCAACAGAUUGUUGAAAGGAAAACGCAAGGACCAUCACAUAAGCCAUGUCGAACUUUCUCCCAUCUCGGGUAGAGUGGGAAGAAAGAAAAUUGGAAUGACCAGCAAUUUACAACUACAAAGUGGGGAAAAUACAUCGAAUUCCCGUAUCGACGUGUCCUUUGGUACGACAGCGGAAGUCGAAGAUCCUAUUAUAGCGGAGCUAGAACGACUACAGGAACAGGAAAAGGAAAGGCAAAAUCACAAAUCAACCCCAACAGUGACAGAGGGAGCUAAAGCAGAAGAGAGGGGAGGGAUUACAGGCGACCUUGUGGAACGUAGACCGAUUACACCCUCCGGUGAUGCCUCUGAAUCAGUACAAGCAGUCGGAAAAGUUACUGAAGAACGUGGAGAGCAAGCAGAAAAGAAAGCGAAGGGAGAGGAAGAUGUGAUUCCUACCCCGAAAAAACCAGAGGAAUCUGAAGGACAGACCGCAGAGUCUGAAAAUACCCAAAUGAACUUUCUAAGCACUGACGGUCAUCAGGCGCAACCUGGUAAGACGAGUGAAGAUCAAGAGAAAAAAGAUAAAAACAGUGAAGUCGACAGUGGGACAGGUAACCAAAGUUCUCCAUCCGGCCAUACCUCUGAAUCAGUACAAACAGUCGGAACUGCUACUGCAGAAGAUGGACAGCAAGCAGAACGAAAGGCGAGCGAACAAAAAGAUGUGAUUCCUACCCUGACACAGCCACAGGAAUCUGAAGGACAACACGCGAAGUCUGAGGAUACACAGGUGAACUUGCUAAGCACUGAACCUACUCCGGCGCAACAUGGUAACACGACUGAAAAUCCAGAGGAAAAAAAUAGAAACAGUGAAGUCGACCAUGGGAGAGGUAAAGAGAGUUCCACAUCCAGUGAGAGCUCUAAAUCAAAAGAAACCACCACAGAAGAUGCUGAAAAAGAUCAAAAAAAAGUAGAACCAAAUGUUAAGCCAGCUGGAACUGUCAGUCCUACCGCGACAGAAGCAAAAGGAGAUAACCACGAACAAGCCCAGAUGCCUAGGGAAGAUCAAAUGCAAAUGAAAAGCAUUGAACAGAAUAACACCAAUAAUGGAAACAACAACAAGGAUCCAAAAGAAAGGAAAGAAGACAGUAAAGAGGAGGGUGACAGGGGAGAAAAGGGAUCCAGGGAAACAUUGGGGAAUAAAGGAGAAAACCCCCCCGAAGAAGCAGGAAACACAGGGGGAAACACAAAUUUGGAAAGCAGAAACACAGAUGUCGAAGUGUCGGAACACAGACACGACAAUGUCUUGCCGGAAGGAGAGAGGAAUUCGCCAGACAGGGGAACCCCAAGGGAAUGCUGCCCUUGUAACCGAAACCAGGAGAAUCGAAGGGAAGCCUGUGACGAGGACAGAAGACUUAACUCAGAGAAUCUGGACGACAGGGUCCCCCCCUACGGUGGCCCGAGGAACAACCGAGUAGAAAAUGGAAUAAGGGACACCAGGGACAUGGACGAUAUAAUGGGAAGAAACAGAAAGUCCUGUUCCGUGAACAACGGGGGGUGCGGACAAGACCAAAUAUGCAUACGGAUCGAUAACAUCGGGAUCAGGUGCGUCUGUAAGGAGGGGCAUUUAGUUAGGAACAGGUGCAUUUCGUCGAACUCGUCUUCCCUUCCUUCGUUUUUCUCUGCCGGUUUACUCGUCCUACUGGCCAUGCUCUGGAUGUGGUAA
Molecule: messenger RNA, 1821 nt
Organism: Plasmodium inui San Antonio 1
Lineage: Eukaryota; Apicomplexa; Aconoidasida; Haemosporida; Plasmodiidae
Exons: 2
Coding region: 1-1821 (606 amino acids)
Source: RefSeq, a predicted model, not a curated record